Messenger RNA from Puccinia graminis f. sp. tritici CRL 75-36-700-3, 177 nucleotides. RefSeq lists its product as uncharacterized. NCBI's taxonomy places the organism in Eukaryota, Fungi, Basidiomycota, Pucciniomycetes, Pucciniales, Pucciniaceae. The record is from RefSeq and is a predicted model, not a curated record. Bases 1 to 177 code for a protein of 58 amino acids. The transcript has a single exon.
AUGACCUUCCGGAACACAAAGAACCUCAAGAUCAAGAUCAAACUCUGUAGUUUUUUGUUUGAGUAUCAACAGAAUAAAGAGGCCCUGGGUUUGAUUGCAAACCUUUUGAAAGAGCUCAAGAAAUUGGACAAUAAGAUGAUCCUCACUGAGAUUCAUCUACUUGAAAGAAGAUUUUGA